AUGUUAACCCUCGAUGUUCCAAAAAAACCAGAUAAUAGAUAUAGUUUUAUAGAUGGGUCAACUCAAUUAAGAGUUUAUCAAUUACAAAAAGGUGGUUUUUAUUAUUUUUUGCCUCAAGAAUUAAUAAUUUUUAAAAGUUCAACUUCAUCAGUUUUACAUUUAAAUAAAACUUUUGAAAAAUCAAAAGUUAUUUUACCAAAUAAAUCAAAUGCACCAUCUAUAUUCUAUCAUGAUCUUUUCGAUAAUCUUAAUGGAUUAUAUGAUGAAAAUAAUCAAUUCAUAUUAAAAAUUGCAAAAUAUUAUAAUAUUCAAGGAUUUAAUAAUCAAAUAAUUUUAAAUAAUAAUAAUAAUAAUAAUAAUAAUAAUAAUAAUAAUAAUAAUAAUAAUAAUAUAAAUGAUGAUAAUAAUAAUAAUGAUAAUAAUGAUAAUAAUAAUAUAAUUAAAAAUGAAUCCUAUUAUAUGACAGACUAUAUUGAUAGUGAUGGUGAUAGUGAUGGUGAUAGUGAUGAUGAUGAUAAUAAUAAUAGUGAUUGUGACCAAAUGCAAAAUUUUAAAGAUGAAGAAUAUGAAGAUAGUGAAAGUGAAGAUAAAAUACAAUCAAUGAAUGAAAAUGAAAAGGUUAAUGUAAAUAAUAAUAAUAAAUAUAAAGAUGAAAAUAUAAAACAAAAUGGUAUACCACAACAUAGGGCAAAACUCAUUAUUUCAAGUAAAAAUUAUAAAAAUUCAUCAUCUUCAUCAUCAUCAUCAUCAUCAUCAUCAUUGCCACCAUCACCAUCACCAUCACCAUCAACAUUACAACAACCUAUUAAAACAAAAUUAAAUAAUAUUAAUGAAUUCACAAAAUUUAAUUUAAUUUCACCUGUAAAUAAAUCAAAAAUUGAAAUCAAUCAAGAAAUUGAAUCAUUAAAUUUAAGAAGAGAAUUAUUAAAACCAUUUCAAUUAGAAUUAGAAUAUAUUAAUAAAAGAUUAAUUCAAUUAGAAAAAUAUAAUAAUAAAUAA
Dictyostelium discoideum AX4 is the source of this 999-nucleotide messenger RNA. RefSeq lists its product as hypothetical. The record is from RefSeq and is a predicted model, not a curated record. The coding region runs from base 1 to 999 and encodes 332 amino acids. NCBI's taxonomy places the organism in Eukaryota, Evosea, Eumycetozoa, Dictyosteliales, Dictyosteliaceae. The transcript is spliced from 2 exons. Gene Ontology annotation, biological process: chromatin remodeling.